AUGGGGCGUAUUGCUACGGUGGAUGCCUUGAGUCGAAGAAACUCUUUUAGUGGGGAUAGUACGUGUGUCUUAUGCGAGGAAUCCGACGAAUCGGCUGAUCAUCUUUUGUGUGGCUGCAGAGUGGCGAGCCAUGUUUGGUGCAUGGUGUCUCGUUGGUGCCGGGUUAGUCCGAUAUUUGUGUUUUCGGUUAGAGACCUCCUUGGCCUUAGUGAUUUUUCGGGCCUAGGGGAGCUGGCUAAAGAAGCGUUUCAUGAGAUUCUCAUAGUUGGGGCGUGGUGUAUUUGGAGGGCCCGAAACAACAAAGAUUCAACAAUACUCUUAAGACGGCUCAUGAUAUUUUUUUAG
Molecule: messenger RNA, 345 nt
Organism: Helianthus annuus (common sunflower)
Lineage: Eukaryota; Viridiplantae; Streptophyta; Magnoliopsida; Asterales; Asteraceae
Exons: 1
Coding region: 1-345 (114 amino acids)
Source: RefSeq, a predicted model, not a curated record